This is a messenger RNA of Trichosurus vulpecula (common brushtail), 870 nucleotides long. RefSeq names its product keratin-associated protein 10-12-like. The transcript has a single exon. Gene Ontology annotation, molecular function: structural molecule activity. NCBI's taxonomy places the organism in Eukaryota, Metazoa, Chordata, Mammalia, Diprotodontia, Phalangeridae. Bases 1 to 870 code for a protein of 289 amino acids. The record is from RefSeq and is a predicted model, not a curated record. Gene Ontology annotation, cellular component: keratin filament.
AUGGCAGACACCUGUUUUUCUGGGCCCUGUGUUCCCACAUCCUCAGCCAUCUCCGUCUGCUCCAGUGAUGUGAGCUGCAGCAGCAAUGUCUGUCUGCCCAGUUCUGACCCAGGCUCCUCCUGGCAACUGGACGACUGCCCGGAGACCUGUUGUGAGCCCAGCAGCUGCGGCCCAUGCUGCACACCAGCCUCCUGUGUGACCCUGGUGUGCCGUCCAGUCUGCUGCGUGCCUGCCACCUGCCAGCCAGCCUGUGAACCCAGCACCUGCCAGUCUGUCUGCACCGCCUCCUGCUCUCCAUCAUGCUCCCAGCAGUCCUGCUGCCAAGGCCCUAGCUGUGCUGCCCCUCCCUGUGCAGCGCAGUCCUGCUCCUCUGUUCCACUCUGCUGCAAGCCCAGCUGCUACAUCACCCUGCCUGUAUGCUGCAAGCCGAGCUGCUGUGUGACCACAGCCUGUUGUCCAGACUCCUCCUGCUGCCAACCGAGCUGCUGCCGCCCUGCCUCCUAUGUGUCCCUCAUCUGCAGGCCUCUGUGCAGCCCAGACACCUGCUCUGUGCCUCUCUCCUGCAGACCCUCCUGUUGCACCGCCACUUCCUCCUCCUCUUGCUGUCUAGCCCCCACCUGCUGCCGUCCUUCCUCCUCUGUGUCCCUCAUCUGCAGGCCUGUGUGCAGCCCAGCCACCUGCUGUGUGCCUCUCUCCUGUAGACCCUCCUGCUGUACCACCACAUCCUCCUCCUCUUGCUGCUGUGCACCCUCCUGCUGUCCAGCCCCCACCUACUGCCGCCCUUCCUCCUCUGUGUCCCUUCUCUGCCAGCCCACCUGCUGCAAACCCACCUGCUGCACUACCAGCUGUGGGCAAAAACCUUGCUGUUGA